UAUAGAUAUAGAUUUGUAUUUGUGUUAUACUAAGAAGUUGAAAUAAUAAAUAGUACUUCCUCCAUUCCAAUAUAAGUGGCUCAAAACUUUUGGGCACGAGAAUUAAAGAGAAUGUGUUAAAAGUGAUAAGGGUCACACUUUUUAAAAGAUUUGAAAUCUCAAGUCUAUACAAUAUAGCGCAGAAAAUCUGACUCCGGAUAGUGAUCGUAGAAAUUCUAUACCUAUCUCAAGUACGUGCAGUCUUGAGAUUUAAUUAGUCUAUAGUAUUUUAUUGAUUUGCUAAAAUAUUUUAUAACUAAUUAAUUAAGAAACAUGUCUUGUAAAAAUAAUGUCUUAAUUAUGAAACCAUAGUUGCCGACAAUUUGUAUGAUCUCAAUUCAUAGUUGAUUUUUUGUUUUUAAUGCAAUGAAAGGAAUGUUGCAUGAAAAAUAUAUGACCACUAUAAUAAGUAAUAAUAAUAAAAAUAGAUUGAGACCCGAAUAUCAAAUGCCUAAGUCAAAAAUAAAUAUACAUACGCUGCUCCACACUCUAUAUAUUGGCAGUGAUAACUCCACCACUGUCAGUGGAUCUUUUUCCAAGAAGAGGAUGAAUUACCCAUUCGUUAUUAUCCUGAUUUUGGUAUCACGAAGCAACCACGCUUCUUCUGCGUGCUUCAAAUCCAUCAUAGGCUUCGGCGCUUCACUAGCAGACACGGGCAACUCAAUCCAAUUCGCUCCGUCUCAAGCCGCCGCGGCGCCACCCUAUGGAGAAACUUUCUUCCACCGUCCCACGGGGAGGUGGUCCGACGGCCGCCUCGUCAUCGAUUUUACCGCUGAGGCUCUGGGGCUUCCAUUUGUGCAGCCAUUUUGGGGUCCGAGCAGCAGAGGUUUCGACGGUGGUGUGAAUUUCGCGGUGUCGGGUUGCACGGCGCUGCCGGACUCUUUUUUUGCCAAGGAGGGGCUCCAGAUUGAACUUGCAAAUACAUACCUAGCUGCUCAGUUGAGUUGGUUUAAGGAACUAUUCUUGCCCAAGUUUUGCCACACACCUUCAGAUUGCAAGAAUUUCCUAGAAACCUCAUUGGUUUUGGUGGGAGAUAUAGGAGGCAAUGACUACAAUUAUGCAUUCCUCCAAGGGAAAAACGUGGAAUCAGUACAAUCAAUCGUUCCUAAAGUUGUUAAAGCAAUAAGCUUAACAAUCAAUGAACUGAUCAAGCUUGGAGCUACGACAUUAAUGGUUCCCGGGAAUGUUCCUAUAGGAUGUUUGGUAGUUUAUCUUACUUACUUCAAAAGUUCAAAUCAGACAUAUUACGACCCCAAAACAGGUUGCCUCAAUUGGCUGAACAGGUUUAGUCGGCUCCAUAACAAAGUGCUUCAGACCGAACUAGAACGCAUCCGACAACAGAAUCCAAACAUCAACAUAGUCUAUGCAGAUUAUUACAAUGCCGCAAUGCAAUUUUAUCAUUCCCCACAAAAAUAUGGAUUCCCAGAAGGAGGUCUUGUAGCUUGUUGCGGCACUGAAGAUCAUCUCUGCGGAACUGAAGGAUCCAAGACGUGCGAGGAUCCUUCGUUGUACGUGAGUUGGGAUCGUCUCCAUUUCACUGAGGCAGCUUACAGAUUGAUAGCAAAUGGUUUGUUGCGAGGAACUUUUACCAUUCCUCCGCUCAAUACGUUUUGUGCUCCGACUUCAGAUAUAUAAUGUUGCCCAAAUUAUUACUAAGGCAGCUAUUUUCUUUGCUUCUAGGAGUUAGUAAUUUUUCAUAAGAGUUAGCGGGGAUAGAGAAUUUAUUAAUUAUUGCUGUGAUUAUUUAUGUGAUCUCUCGUUAGGAUUGAAUUAAACUGGUAUUUUAAUUUAGUAGAAUAAUUGUACGUGUGGAUUUAAUUAACGUAAUUGCAUUUCCAAUUAUCAGUAUUAUUAUUCUUGAA
Messenger RNA from Salvia miltiorrhiza (redroot sage), 1901 nucleotides. Its product is annotated as GDSL esterase/lipase At1g28580-like. Gene Ontology annotation, molecular function: hydrolase activity, acting on ester bonds. The transcript has 5 exons. Bases 406 to 1674 code for a protein of 422 amino acids. Lineage: Eukaryota; Viridiplantae; Streptophyta; Magnoliopsida; Lamiales; Lamiaceae. The record is from RefSeq and is a predicted model, not a curated record.